Macrobrachium nipponense is the source of this 6288-nucleotide messenger RNA. RefSeq names its product KH domain-containing, RNA-binding, signal transduction-associated protein 2-like. NCBI's taxonomy places the organism in Eukaryota, Metazoa, Arthropoda, Malacostraca, Decapoda, Palaemonidae. The transcript is spliced from 7 exons. The record is from RefSeq and is a predicted model, not a curated record. Gene Ontology annotation, molecular function: mRNA binding. Gene Ontology annotation, cellular component: nucleus. The coding region runs from base 1205 to 2293 and encodes 362 amino acids. Gene Ontology annotation, biological process: regulation of alternative mRNA splicing, via spliceosome.
GGAAAAGCUCCCUUAGAAUUUCCAAAGCAGUGUGGUCUCAGCGGCGGGAGCGAGCCGACCUAUAAAGCUUCCCUCUCGAGGACAAGUGAAUCUUCGGAUCGCCAACCCCCUGUUCGUCAGACCCAUUUGCAACAAACGCUCUCUCUCUUUUUUAUAAGAUGUAAGAUUAACCUACUGGGUCGCGCUACUGAUUACCGGUGCACACUCAGAGGAUUACUCACUCCCCUGUGGUCCGAAUCAAAACGUACAUAUUUAUAAAUAUUUACAAAAAUAUCACGUAUUUGCGAUCUCCGUAUACAAAACACCUCAAGUCCCAAACCGUCUGAUUUUCACGUUCAACGAAGUUUUUAUUUUUUUUCAUUUUUUGGAGGUAUAACAAUUUGCGUGUUGGAUAUGUCUCACGCACUGAAUCGUCACUGAAAAAGGAUUACUGCUAUCAUUGUUGUUAGUCUGGUCGAAAUCAGCCUUUGUUCCAAUGUUCAGUGCCUGUGAGCGGAGGACUAAUGAACGUGGAAUGAGCGAGUGAACGACAACUCCGAGAAAGGGGGAAAAAUAAAUGAAAUUUAGCAGUGCUCGUUCCCCGACCCUUCCUCCUCAACACGUUUCCAAAAGGAGAACCUUCGCUUCGCUUUCCUCCAGCUCCACUGAUCUCGUAUUUACGUGAGUUUACAAGGUCUGAGGACAAAGGGGAGAGAGUGAGAGAGAGAGAGAGAGAGAGAGAGAGAGAGAGAGAAAUAGAGACAGACAGGCAGACAGAGGCAGACAAACAGUUAUUUAUUUUUAUGCCUGAUCAGAUGUUGAUGCUCUGUGGGGAAACGUAUUUUACGGAUUUGGAGUCUUGUAAAGAUAAGAUACCCGACGAGGAGCCAUAAGGAGACGCGGAAAUAAAUAAGGAAAAUACGGGAAAUAAAGAAAAAUAAGGAAAUUACAGCGUUUUCUUCUUGAUCUGAUUACUCUAUGGAUAGCAGACUGCUUAAGAACUGGUAAAGCCAUUCGUAAACUGGAUUAAAAGACUCAAUGAAGUUGAAGGAGAAGUGUGUGUAAUAACAUAAAUUAACAGAAAACGAAAAAAAAAAAAAACGAAAGAGAUACAGAGAAAAGGGACAGGAAUAUUAAUUCAUAACUCCUUCCUGGUGUGGGCAAACUUUAUAGAGACAACAUUGUUUUAUAACAGCUCGGUAAAAUUACCACUCUGUGUGACAGCAUGGGAAAGCUAUCGCCGUCCGAAAACAAUAAUAACGUAUCCCUAAAUGGACAGAAACCACAAGAUGGCCGUGCAGGAGGUGGAGGGCGCCGAGGAGAUCCCAAAUAUUUGGACGUUAUCAGAGAACGGCCCAUCAGAGUGACAGUCAAAGUCUUGGUUCCCGUCAGAGAACAUCCAAAGUUCAACUUCGUCGGGAAGCUCCUGGGACCAAAAGGCAACUCUAUGAAGAGGCUUCAGGAGGAGACUAUGACCAAGAUGGCUGUGCUGGGCAGAGGAUCCAUGAGAGAUAAACAAAAAGAAGAGGAGCUCCGAGCUUCUGGCGACGCCAAAUACGUCCACCUGACGGAAGACCUUCACGUGGAGAUCACCGCCUUCGCCUCGCCCGCGGAGGCCCACGCCCGAAUCGCCUACGCCCUCGCCGAGGUCCGGAGGUACCUCGUUCCAGACAACAACGACGACAUCAGAAAAGAACAGAUCAGGGAGAUGGAGCUCAUCAGUGAUCCUCAGGCCGGUGGGGCAACAGCACCUUCAGGAGGGGGUGGGGAGGGAGGCGGUGGGGUUGGAGAGCGGCCCCCUCCGGCACUCACUCCCCCAGAACUGCUGCCGCCAGAAGGUCCGGAACACCGGGGCAGUGUCGUCGGACCCGCGCCCCCGGGGCCUCCUUUGCCUCCGGGGCUCCGAGGAAGAGGCAUACCCCCACACCCGCGUCUUCUGGCAGCCCACCCGGGUCACCCCGCCCACCGCGGACUGCCGCCUUUGGUGAGGAAAUUGCCGGCGUCUCUGCCCCCACCCAUACCUCCUCCUCCAGCCAAGCGACGCGUCCUGUCCAUCCUCGACAAGGCAAAGCUCGCCCUCGACCACAGCUAUGGCAUCCAUGACGAUGAUCCUCGACACUAUCCCUUCGACACUCCAGAAUUCGCAUACGAUGAAUAUGCUGAUUACGGACCAGACGAUUUCGCAGAAGUUUAUAAUGGAGAAUCCUACGAAGGGGCAGGCGGGAGCGGCCGAUGGCUGGCCUACAAGCAAACUCUGCCUUCCGCCGUUAAUCGGUCGAGGCGCAGAACUUCUCCUUAUGCCAGGCCUAAAUAAGGUACAUAUUCGCGUGUGACUCUCGGAGAGAGAGGUCUGCAUAAGGUCCAAUUUUGCCCCGUCUAGAAUCUCCAAUAAACAGCGCGUCUAACCCAAUCUCCGCCGAUAGCACACACACACACCAUCCUCUCUUGUUAUAAUUUAUAUACGACCAGAGAAAAAAAAAACAAAAAGGGAAAAAAAUUUGCACAUGUGCUACUAGUCAACCUGCUUUAACCAUAUUUCAUUAAAAGAGAACAUUUGAUGAUUUAUUCUUUGUGUACUUUAAUAAUAAUAAAAGAGAGAACGCUCUUGUCACCUUAAAACUACAAAACUAAACAUGUCAGUCAAUUAUUUCUUUAUGUCUUCUUUGUGGCAUUCUCAUACUCUAAGUACAAAUAUGUGAAAUUUCUUCUUUUUUUUUUUUAAAGUAAGAGACUUACUUCUACCCCAUUGCAAUGAAAAAAAAAAAAAGUAACUACAUACAGACCUAAUUUUUGAUGUAUUUUGGUCCUCCUUAAAUCCCACAUCAACCCACCAGUAAGUAAGUGUUUUUGACCAAUGAUUACAAUAAAUGUCCAACCAGAUCAAUGGUAAACAAACUUGCCUGUAAUGUGUAGUAAACGGUAGUCCGAGUUAGAUAUCUAUACGUGAGUGAUAUAAAUCUUCAUUCAUUACAUUGUCAUCCAGAGACGUAUAUAGAAUGUAAUAAUUAUUUUGGUAAUCAGAUUUGCUGUGUAGUGUGUGAAGUUACAUCAGCUGUUUCCCAAGAUGUAAGAUUUAGAGUUACCUUUCCUCUCUUCCUUGUAGUGUACGUGUAGAUUAGUAUUAAAAGAGAGAAAAUAUGCAGACGAGUGAUGAUGACACGAGUGCAUUGACAGAGGGAAUCUCAGCGAUGUUUGACUGUCCCGAGAAUACUUCUGCUUCCCACAGGAUGCUUCUCUCUGUCUCUCUCUCUUCAUGACAAUGUUUUUGUUACAGAUGAAAAGAGAAAAAUAGGACGAUAAAGAGUUAUUGUGGAGGAGGCUGUGUGGGGAAACGAUUAUGUGAAACUAAAAAGGCUGGUGUGACGCUUCUAUCUAAAAAUAACAAAAUUAUAUACAUAUAUAAAUAUAUAUAUGUUCAGUUAUUGGCGUGCGCGAAUGGUGGCCAUCCAAUCCACCCAAUUCAUGGCCCGAUAUGAGAAGGUCGACGAGAGAGAUUAAACUGAAUCUUUGAAAGAACGAGAAGAAAAUGUUUUGCUUAAAUGCAGAAGAAGAAAAAGAAGAAACAAGGAGGAGACGAAGAAAAAGAAGAAUGAGGAGAAGAAUUAGACGGAAGCAUCGCUUGACGUAAGAGAAACCCUUCUACCCAUUUUUGUAAAGCUGUUUACAUGUGUAAGGCAGGUGUCACGAAUCAGCAUAACAAAUCAAAACAAUCAAACCGCAGACAUGCUAAGGAUUUCAUAUACAUACAUAUAUAUCAUUAAAGCCACAAGAACUGUCCUUGUGGUGUUCAUGUUUCACCAACAUAAAAAAAAAAAGUUCAUUCUCCUUGCUGUAGAAUAGGGUGUUGUUAAGCAGGUAUUCUAAGCAGGUGCAAUUAUGAAGGAAGUACCAGAGCAUCAGCAGCAGCAGAUGCAGUAAGUAGUGAGCAGUAAGUAAGCAGGUACGUACGUCACCCAGCAGCAACGCCUUAUGGUUCAAGUUUUGACGACGAAGAGGGUGAUUUUCGCACUUGUAGUAAGAGAGAGAGUGCCAAAUACGAUGAAAAUAUAUAUCCGUUGCUUUGUGCGUUAUAAUGCCAUUUGUUGAGGAUCUCCAGUUUCCUUUUAUAAAUAUAUAAAGAGUUUAAGUUGCAAUGUGUCAAUCUUUAUUAUUAUUACUGCAAAUAAUAUUCUUGCAAAAGGAAUAUGAUGAACCGUUGUUAUGUUUAAAAGGACAGAUUCUAAUUCCUGUUAUUGAUUAAACUAACAGUUCCAAGUUUAAUUAUAUCCAGACUUAAAUGUUAUAUUGUGUGGCUCUUAAUUACGUGUGUAUAUGUGCAUGUAUACCUAUAUAUGCAUAUACCCUGUAUUUAUACAUUUUACAACUAUAUGCAUAUCCUGUAUACAUGUGUAUGUAUAUGAAUCAGAGCUGAAAAUCUAUUUUGUUGAUAAAUGAAGAAGUUUCUAUGUUAUAUAGGAGUCAUCACCCUAUUUUCCAGCAUUAAAAAGCACGAAUAUUAUUAUCAUUAUUGUUCUCCAGAAUCCAACUUAGCUGAUUUGGGCAGAAUAACUCACACUUCUAAAAAAAAAAAGUCUAAAAAGUAAUAAAUUGUGAUUAAAAGGACGUAACAAAAAAAAGUACGUAAAUAUGAGGAAAGAAAAUAAAUGAAAAUAAAUAACGAUGCGGAAGUGCUGACCAGAGCGAAUAAACCUGUUGAAUUAUGUGUGAGUUAGAAAGAAUAUUAUAAAGUCUGUCAGAGAAAUCCAGAGUGUCCAUCUCAGUUAAGUUCAGGAGAAGGAGUGAGGGUCUAUAUUCGGAUUUCGGCGACUCCCAGGUAGUUCCGAAUCCGCUGCAGUAUUUGCCAAGUGUUGUAUUGCUCGUUCUUAAUUAUAUGGAUCAUUAACGUAUGCUUAUUUAAUUAUUAUAAUUAUAUGGAUUAUAGUAGAUAACGGCUGUAUUUGUGUCUUUAUAAUAAAUUAUAAAGAAAAUAACUAAACUCAUCCAUUACUAUCCUUUCUUUUAAAAUAAAACGACAGAUCUCAAUUCCGAGUUAAAACUGACACAUCCAUGAUAAAUCACUCAAUUUAAAUAAACUUCGAAAAUUAAACCACACGAUUUUUUUUUUCUAUCAUAAAAAUCUACAGUGUUCGGAUGCAAUGGUUUAAAAAAGGGUUCUAAUGCCUCUGGUGACAUCGUAGCCAAUAUAUAUAUAUAUAUAUAUAUAUAUAUAUAUAUAUAUAUAUAUAUAUAUAUAUAUAUAUAUAUAUAUAUAUAUACCAAGUGGCUUUUAUAUAGCUUUAACAAAUGACGUCGCCAGUACGAAUCUUUUAAAACAUCGAAUUCGUUUCGUCUUUAUUUAUGACUGAAUUUCUUUCGUCAAAUCCUACUUUGUCUUCGGAAGCCAUAUCAGGGGGGGUUUAAAUAUGCUUUUAAGCAGACUGUAGGACUAUAAUACAAGGAUCAUACGAGUUCACAUACGCCAACAUUAUGAUGCAUUCCUGUCAACCAUUCCUCCAUAAUAUGGAAGGUAUGUAUGGCUUUACAAUAUUUGCCUUUAGUUGUGUUGGAGUAGGACUUGGGAAAUCCAAUUUCACUUAUUUACUUUCUUUUGCUUAUGUCAAUUAGGGACUUACAUAUCACAGGGAUUAAUGAAGUUUAGAUUUUAGCCUUGGAGAAAACGGGAACUUUUGGUCUAUCCGACAUUGUUUCGUCUUUCACUGAAUUUGGGUAAAUUUCAGUUAGACAAAAGAUGCUUUUCCAAGGUACAAGAUGACUGAAAUGAAUAUAAUGAAUAAUAUCUAUGUUGUCUCACCAUAACUUAUAAAAAAAAAAAAAAAAACAUUACCACAGAGAUCCAAUGGAAUGCAUACGGCAGCACGACGAAAAACCCAGUAAGGAAAGAUAAGAGACUUGUGACGGAAAUAUUAAGAGUCGAACUCUACUGGCUUUAAUAUUCAUAAGUGACAAAUUGGGUCACUGGUUAAGGGAGACAACAAAAAUAAAUCCACAGAUUUUCGCAAUGAAGUAAGAAGAGGAAUUUCGAGGAAUCUUUUAUGCAUCAAAUGUCGUAGUACUGCCUAAGGAUAUCAAAUUCAUGGAAAACGAAGAAAUAUAAAAUAUGAAUUGUAAAUUAUAUCCAGUAUAGCUUUCACUACGGCUGAUAAAGCGAACUUCUCGGCCACUGUAUUCUUAACCUCAAGAAGAAUGCCAUUACAAAUAUAGGUAGGGAAACGAGUACUCUAAGUGUGAAAAAAAGGACUAGUUGGAUAUACAUAGUCAUAUGUAUGAAAUUCAUGUAUAUUUUGUAAAUAAAGAUUAUAUUGAAUAACA